AUGCCAUAUGCUGCUUCCUCGAAGGACCCGUAUCUUCCAGCUGCAGCCCAUUUCUGCUGGGCUGGGGCUCAGCCCGGACGGGCACCCGCGAAUAAGCCCAAGGGGGACCUCGCCCUCCCGCUGCCUUCGUCUCCCCAGGUCCACUUAGAAGCGGCGGAGAGGCCGCCCUCUCCCGGCACGGCCCGGCCCGGCCGCCCUGCCGGGCACGGCCUCCCCUCGGUGAGCAAGCCCAUAAGACACAAGCCCAACAACAAAUUCAUGGCAACAUCUGGAGGAACUGGCCGCUCUCCCCUCAGUGUUCUACAAGACGAUAAUUCUCCCAGUGCUCCUGCCCCUCGCCAGGGCAAGAGGCAUGUUUUGGGAGAGAACCUUGGGGAGAAGAAGGAAGUGGAUCCGAGCAGGAGCCUUAAAUCUGGGAACUGUGCUUGGAGUGACUUGAACAAAGAGAACCAACAGUGUCCUUUUGUGGAGAACUAGACACUUCUUUUUUCAGGAUCUUGCUAUAAUUUGCUCCUAUGUUUUGAGAAUUUCCUAGUGGGGAGAAAUCCUACAAUAGACUGAAACACCAAAGAAGUGGUCAUAUUUCUCAGCCUCCCUGUUAGGGAAAGAUCUCUCCCUCCUCUUCCUAGUUUGUUGUGUCUUAUGUACAGCACAGACUUUCUAUUUUUUAUUGUAUAUCAGCUGUAUUGAUUUUUUUCCAUAGAGUUUUUAUCUCUAGUAAAUAAAUUUGUGUUCAACCUUU
Molecule: messenger RNA, 742 nt
Organism: Cyanistes caeruleus (blue tit)
Lineage: Eukaryota; Metazoa; Chordata; Aves; Passeriformes; Paridae
Source: RefSeq, a predicted model, not a curated record